ACGCCGGGGACGAGGAGUGACCCGCGGGAGGGGCGCUGAGGGAGCACUGCCCCACGGGAGCCGUGCUGAGGGGCACUGUCCCGCGGGAGAGGUGCUGAGGAGGCGCUGCUCAGCGGGAGGGGUUCUGAGGGAGGGGUCACUCUGGGACAUCCCAGGAGCAGGAGCCGCAGGCGCCCUGCCUGGUGAAGAGCUUUGCCAAACUGUGAAAAGAGGAAAGCCAUUGCCACCUCCAAACUGGAAGAAGUCUGCUGUGAAAAAUAACAUUGAUGUCUGAGCAGGUCUUGGCCUUCACCUUCAUUGGAGGAUUCUCCUGAAGAGCUGACUUGUUUUAUGUUGAUAUGCUUGAAUUAACAAGAUCAGUGACCUAACUUUAAACAGUGAAAUCAUUGACACUUUGAUACAGAAGCUAAGUGAAAAUGAAACUCAAAAUACAAAUCUCAGGAAAAAAAUACUUGAAAGAGAGAAACAGAUUAGAGAACUUUCAUCCAUGCUUCAGUGCGAAAAAAUCAACACACUGAAAGGAAACCAUCUGUCAAGAUCAGUAAAGGAAGUACAAGCUCACCUGCAGCGUCAGAUUCAAAGAAAAGAAGCGGAAAAUGAUGAAUUAAAAGUAAAAAUACAGAAUCUAGAAAAGAAAAUAGCAAAGUGGAAACAUCAAGUUGGUGAAUACAAGCACCAGAAGUCAGCCUUAAAGGAAACAAGUGAACAAAACAAGAUUGCUCUGAAUAAAGCAAUGAGGUCCCAGAAACAAAGAGCUCAAUUCUUUGAAGAAGCUGCAAAAAAUUUAACCUCCAAAAUAAGAGAACAUGAAGUCAAAUUGUGUGAGAUAUGGUCCACUGCUGAUGUCUGGAAAAACCAGCAUGACAGAAUGCUUGAAGAAAAGACAAUGUUAGAAAUUCAAACAGAAGAUCUUAAGAAUCAGAUCACAAGCCUGUGUGAAGAAUUGGAAAGAAGGAAGGAAUGGAGAAGAAACUCAGAGGAGGAAAUUCUCAGAAAGCUAAAUUCUGGUAAUUCUGAAAAUGAAAAGAUUUACCUUGAAAAUGAAAAAUUAAAGGCUUCCAUUGCUACAUUGGAGAAAAGUACUGUUUCUGUUGAACAUGAGCUGCUACAUCUGCAGGAAAAUCUCGUUGAACAGCAUAAAAAUGAGGUACAAAAGCUACAAAUAGCAGUAGAGGAAUUGAAAUCCAGGUAUGAAAAAAUCUUAAAUGAAAACAAAAAAAUAACAGAAAACAAAUGCUUGGAAGUAGAUAAGUCUGAGUAUGAAUUUUCUUCAGCUUUUUUCUUCUGUGACAUCAAUUUCAAUGGCAGGGAUGACAAUAGUGUAACUUCUAUGGGCAGUCUUUCCUUAGAAGAAAACUGUAACAUUCAGAGGAAAUAUGAAGCUCUAAAAAGGCAAUUGGGAAAGAUGGAAUUUCAGAAUGAAGAACUUGCUUGUCAGCUCAGAACACAAGAUCAGACUCUUCAGUGCAGUAAAUUGAAGCUUGAAGAGAAAAUUGCAGAAUAUAAUGCAUUAACCAGACAACUUGAAUCUGCUUUGGAAAAAGGGAGAAAAAUGGUAGCUGAAGAACAGGAAAAAAUGUCAUACAAAGAACAAGCCUUUCAGACAAAACUGCUAGUUCUUGAAACUGAAGUGAGAGAGGGAAAAGAAGAAAAACAACAACUCCUCUGCAUAUUUCACCAUAAUGAAAAGCACCACGAAAUAUGUUUGAAAGAGCUGGAGAACAGCCUGCAGAAGUCAGAGAACAAGAACCAGAGCAUCCAGAAUUAUGUGCAGUUUUUGAAAGCUGCAUACAUAACAAUGUUUGGCUGAACUCUUUAACCUAUUUUAAAGUGGAGAAACUUUUCAGGAUUUGCCUCUAAUGAAAAGCUGGAGGAAAAGCUGUUGCAGUCUUAUAGUAUUUUGCAGGAUUGACUACUCUAAUGUUAGUUCUUCCCUAGGAAAGUGUCUGUUGUGGGCAGGGAGAAGCAGGUCAGUCAUUACUGUAUGUCCUACUGGCUGGUCGUAUAGGAAGUGGACUUGAUAUUACUGAUAUAAACAAUUAUACUAUUCAUGGCACAGAAGUGAAAAGGCAGACUGCAUGACAGCAGUGGCAGGAGUGUAAGUGUGGGGUAUGCACACAAAGUUGUAUGUUGGUCUGUGAAUUUAGUACCUUGUGUUAGUUUCUAUGCUGUAAAAUCUUAUAUGUGUCCUUUUAGUCCAUAGUAAAUGCAGGUGAUCACAGGCUAUCUUUCAAAUCACGUGGAGGAAGAAAACACCCAUGGACUAGUUGCAUAAUAAUUUGCAUAUUUUAAAUAUCCUAAUGACUGAUAAACACUUCUGUUACUGUAGAAACCUAGUUGCCUGAGAAAAUAUCUAACCUAUUAAGACAGACAAAAAUUUAGAGCAUUAUGUUCCCUUCCUUUCUUUUCCUUGUAGUUUAGCACCAAUAUAUCAUGAACUGCUGCACUGCAUGGGAGAGUUGCCACCACAAGGCAUCCUUUUUUGCCCUAUGUUCCAUAAUGCUCAGGAAUAUACUGAAUUAAUAUUUUGCAAAUAUAAGUAGGAAAGUAUUUUAGAUGCAUAUAUAGUUUAAGCUCUGAAUGUGUUGAUAUACCCUUUCAUAGUGACGCAGGUCCAGUAAGAUAUUUAAGUAUUUGUGUUUGAGCUCAAGAGCUGCAGUUGAGUAAGACUGACUUGUGCCUCAGGUUAAACACAUGUAAAUAUUCAACUGAUAUAGGGAUAAUACAAAAACCAGUUCUGAUUUUGGUUUUAAUUCUAAAUUCUACUUGGUUUUAUAGAUAUAUGCUGUGAUAUGUUUUUGGAAAAGUAGUGCAUUCAGUUAAAUAUACGUAAUUUACAACGUGUAAUUAAUAAUACGCAUUUCUUGACAGAAAACAUAAGUUAGUUCAUGCAUGAACAAUACCUAUUCUAUUUCAUUUUUAGUUAUUCAUAAUGUGUUGAAUACUGAUGUUUUUUCUUUUCUGUUUUUUGCAAAAGCUUAUCCAUCCUAACAAAUACUAAUGUACUAAUGAUCUGCUUGUGUGCACUUUUUAAAAAUAAAAUUAUAAUUUUUU
Messenger RNA from Neopelma chrysocephalum (saffron-crested tyrant-manakin), 3054 nucleotides. It is a transcript of the gene ODF2L, whose product is annotated as outer dense fiber of sperm tails 2 like. Gene Ontology annotation, cellular component: centrosome; ciliary basal body. NCBI's taxonomy places the organism in Eukaryota, Metazoa, Chordata, Aves, Passeriformes, Pipridae. The transcript is spliced from 16 exons. Gene Ontology annotation, biological process: negative regulation of cilium assembly. The coding region runs from base 488 to 1810 and encodes 440 amino acids. The record is from RefSeq and is a predicted model, not a curated record.